UAUCGCAACACCUUCCUCUAAACGCAUUUCUCCAUCAAUGGCGGCUUCUCGCGUUCUGCUCAGAUCACAAACCCUAAAACCCUCAUAUCUUAUUGAACCCUUUCGAUCACUCUCAACAACCACCACCACCACCACCACCGCCACUUCCGACGUACAAUCGCACGGAAGGCAUCACAGAUCCGUCAACCAUGAGUUCUUACCGCCUAAUGAUUUCCUCAACAGCUGGAAGGCACCAAAAGAUCCGAAGGAGGCAAUACGGAAACUCGCUCUUCUUAGGCGCGAUUACGCGAAGCAGGUGAAAGAAAUUCGCAAGGGAUACAUCCUGGAGAUGGAGCUGUUGAGGCUGGAGAAGCAGCGAAAGGAUGAUGCCCGAAAGGAAGCCUUACGAAUUGCCAAUGAAGAGAGAAAGAAAGAGAAAGCUGCCACAAAGAAAGCGCUGGCGGCUGAAAGAGAGGCUGCUGAUGAACAGCUCCGUCAAACCCUUGAAAAAGAAAGAACAGAGAAGCUUGAUUAUUGGAGGAGUAGAGAAAAGAAAGUGCAAGAAAGGAAGAAGGAGAAGAAAGAACUUCUUCAUAAGCAAAGUUCACUGUGGAUAGAUGAAAGUGAACUGGCUAAGCGAAUAUUGGAAGCCACCAUUGACAGCAGUACCCUUUGAUCAAUCAAAUUGAAAAGAAAAAUGGGCAUGUGGUUUUCAAAAACUAAUAUUAUGAUGCUAUUUACCUUUCUUUGUCAUUAGCUGUUUUCAAAUUCAAAUACUAUGAAUUUGUUGUUUCUUAUGAAUCUACUAUUGGUUUUACCCAUUUCAGACUUUUGUCAUUGACACUGCAGAGAAAUUGAUAGCAGAUGUUCUUUGAAGCUUUCUCUGUCGGAUGGAUGAAUUUAGGAGACAACAUUAAUAAUUUGAUUGUUACUGU
Messenger RNA from Impatiens glandulifera, 914 nucleotides. Its product is annotated as UPF0329 protein ECU05_1680/ECU11_0050. The transcript is spliced from 2 exons. The coding region runs from base 38 to 655 and encodes 205 amino acids. The record is from RefSeq and is a predicted model, not a curated record. NCBI's taxonomy places the organism in Eukaryota, Viridiplantae, Streptophyta, Magnoliopsida, Ericales, Balsaminaceae.